Ceratosolen solmsi marchali is the source of this 1617-nucleotide messenger RNA. RefSeq names its product Zona pelucida superfamily protein qsm (gene qsm). The record is from RefSeq and is a predicted model, not a curated record. Lineage: Eukaryota; Metazoa; Arthropoda; Insecta; Hymenoptera; Agaonidae. Gene Ontology annotation, biological process: anatomical structure morphogenesis. The transcript has 8 exons. The coding region runs from base 322 to 1479 and encodes 385 amino acids.
CACGUUGCAAUGAUGUUAGUCUCUUUCCUUCCCUCUCUCUCUCACUGUCUAUAUACCGCUACGUUGUCCAGAGUUGCGCUCACCGUAGAUUGUUCAGUAUCUUCUAUGACUCUAAACUAGUAACACGUAAGUUUGUAUUAAGCUUAUUUCCAUAUCUCAGUCUUAUAUUUUGUAACUUUUUGUCCGUGCACAACGUAUUAUUCAAACUUCGAAGAAGAGAGACAAGUGAUGCCAAAAUAGUUGCGAAUCAUGGAAGUUUCACGCAGUUGAGAAAGAAACCCACAGCUGAACAGUUGAAUAACAGAAGAAACCAAAAAGUCCAUGUCAACGGAAAAGAACGUCAUGGGUACCAUCGUCUGGGUCUCACUAUUAUUUCUUGUCAUCACGGUACAUGCGAACGUACAAAGUAAAGUAAAAUGUUCAGAUCACAUGAUGGAAGUCGAAAUCAUAGGGAUCACAUUGCAAAAUCUUAUAUACCUUCAACAGCUGAAAAAUUAUCCCGACGAAGCUUGUAAGCCAAAAUUCAGCAAUGGUAUAGCGACAUUUAAAUUGUCACUGAUGGAAAAGGAUAUGUCACAUUGCGGAAUCAUGAGAAUAACUAAUAAACUCACAGGUCAGAAAGUUUAUUAUCAUCGGAUAAUAGUGGAAAAGCCGUCCAAUUCUAGCAAGAUCACAUUUAUUGCUAAAUGCAGCAUCACGGAUGUUGUCGUUCAAAAGCUGAAACUCAUAACGAGAACAAAUCAUACAGUAGUAGCAAAGAGAAGCGUGUUGCCAGAAGAUUUUGUAGCCGAUGCAAAUACACCAGUGUUGGGAAUGCUGGAAGGUAAUGCAUCAGAGCCAAAGUUGUUGUUCAACGUCAGACAAGGGAAUAAAAUUAUUAAGGAUGAAUUAGUUGUUAAACCCGGUACACCAUUGCAAAUGGAAAUAUAUUUGAGUGAGGAAGCAGCUAAGGUUUAUGGACUGUUAGUAACUCAUAUGCAAGUUACUGACACGAAAAGCCAAGAAGAAACCAUCAUUUACAAUGGAUGUUCAGUUGACCCCUACCUCUUUGAAAAUUUCGAGACCGUAAACGGUCAUUUUUUGUCGGCCAAGUUUCGUGCUUUCAAGUUCCCGGAAAGUAGUUACGUACAGUUCCAUGGAACUGUUACUGUCUGCGUGGGAAAAUGUCGUGGGUUUGAGUGCAGUAAUGGUAAAAUUGGAUAUGGCAGAAGGAGGAGGACUAUAGAAUCAUCGAAUAAAAGUAAAAACGAAGUGUGGGAAAUGGCAAUGUCAGUAUUCCUAAGGGUAGAUUUCGAUCACACCCUUCUUUUUAACGAAGAAGUUUCUAAAUUCAUUCGGAAAGGAAAAACGCGUGAAAGGACUGUCAGAGCUGAAGAGAUUGGUAAGCAAUUUAAAUACAACACCAACAGCGUUAAAGCCAGCAGUUCCACAAUCUCACAAAUUAUCGGCUUUUUCCUGAUGCUUCUAUAUUUUUGUUGAAUUCUAUAAAGCUUACAUUAAUUGAAAUCAAAUGAUCGUAUUGCUAAAACAAAAGAACUUACUAGUAUAAUGUAUCGUAGGAUGUUUUUUUAUUGCUCUUUAUUUGGAGUAAGUGUAUUCAAUAUUUUACUAAUAUUG